AGAAGCAGCUGAUUGCAUCUGCAUUGCUACACGUGCGUCAAUUUAAAUCGUAAACAAAUAACAAAUAAUGGUGGAACUUGAGGGCUACACAGUGGUUCCCCUACGCACGUCGCCCGAUGCCAAACACUGCCACAGCGUCUACAUGCGGGAGCACUUCAUCCGGCUGAUGGACCCUAACAAACCCAAAGGCCGCACGCUAUUCCUGCUUAAUGUUCCGCCCUACGUGACAGAGGAGAGCCUGAGGACGGUCUUAAGCCAGGUGGGAACCAUUGAGGUCGUAGAGUUCGCCGUUAAGCCUGGAAAAGAUGAGACCAUCAAGUGGUACGAAGGAACCAGCGAACCCAUCUCUGCUAGACGUCCGCCCUUCUGUUUCAAGGUAGCCUAUGUGGUCUUCCAGAAGAGUAGCAGCAUUGCCAAGGCGUUGAGCUUGAAGAGCAUCGAUCUGUUCAACAGCAGCGGCGAGUGCAUCAUCAAGACCGGCAUGGAGCUGUGGCACGAGGAGUACGAGAACAAUUACCUCCUGGACCCGCAGAAGACGAAAAAGCUAAUCCGCAAGUAUAUGUCCGGGUACGACAAAAGGGAGCGGGCUGCUGCAGAGGCAGCCAAAACGAGUGAGGCUGAUGCCGACGGAUGGGUCACAGUGGGCAAAGAGGGCCGCAAUGCCGGCUUUGAGCAGAAGGAAUCAGUGGUCGGUAGACUGGAAAACAGAAUGGCAAAAGACAAGAAGACUAAGGAACUGACCAAUUUCUACACUUUCCAAAUACGAGAGAGCAAAAUGCAAAACAUCGUCGAGAUGCGCAAAAAGUUCGAGGAGGACAAACGGAAAAUCGAGCUGCUCAAGCAAUCGCGUCGCUUCAAACCAUUUUAGCUUUAAGAGAUAAAAAAUAAAACGUCCUUUAGUUUACCCCAAAA
Drosophila serrata is the source of this 912-nucleotide messenger RNA. RefSeq names its product ribosomal RNA-processing protein 7 homolog A. Gene Ontology annotation, molecular function: nucleic acid binding. Gene Ontology annotation, biological process: rRNA processing; ribosomal small subunit assembly. The record is from RefSeq and is a predicted model, not a curated record. Lineage: Eukaryota; Metazoa; Arthropoda; Insecta; Diptera; Drosophilidae. Gene Ontology annotation, cellular component: CURI complex; UTP-C complex.